Molecule: messenger RNA, 3231 nt
Organism: Dipodomys spectabilis (banner-tailed kangaroo rat)
Lineage: Eukaryota; Metazoa; Chordata; Mammalia; Rodentia; Heteromyidae
Gene: Pknox2
Product: PBX/knotted 1 homeobox 2
Exons: 12
Coding region: 210-1631 (473 amino acids)
Biological process (GO): regulation of transcription by RNA polymerase II
Molecular function (GO): DNA-binding transcription factor activity, RNA polymerase II-specific; RNA polymerase II cis-regulatory region sequence-specific DNA binding
Source: RefSeq, a predicted model, not a curated record
CAGGUGAAGUCUGGAGCAGGACUCUGAGGCUUUCUGUUCUCCAUGCUGCUCACGAAAAAGGAGGCUGUGAACUGUGCUCUGGUUCCCGGGGAUAGGAAGCCUUUCUAGUUCAGCUGGAAGUGAGAAAAGGGGUGUAAGCCCCCACCCCCCACGAAGAGGAUCCCAGAGACGACGGGAUCACCCAACAAUCCUCGAUGUGAAUCAAUCCCAUGAUGCAACAUGCCUCCCCAGCCCCAGCUCUGACAAUGAUGGCCACGCAGAAUGUCCCUCCCCCACCCUACCAGGACAGCCCACAGAUGACGGCAACUGCCCAGCCACCCUCCAAGGCCCAGGCUGUCCACAUCUCCGCAUCCUCAGCUACCGCCAGCACACCUGUGCCCAGUGCCCCCAUUGACCCCCAGGCCCAGCUGGAGGCUGACAAGCGAGCUGUGUACAGGCACCCUCUCUUCCCGCUCCUGACGCUGCUGUUUGAGAAAUGUGAACAGGCCACCCAGGGCUCUGAGUGCAUCACCUCCGCCAGCUUUGACGUGGACAUCGAGAACUUUGUCCACCAGCAGGAACAGGAGCACAAACCCUUCUUCAGUGAUGACCCAGAACUGGACAAUCUGAUGGUGAAGGCAAUCCAGGUCCUGAGGAUCCACCUGCUGGAGUUGGAGAAAGUCAAUGAACUCUGCAAGGACUUUUGCAACCGUUAUAUCACCUGCCUCAAAACCAAGAUGCACAGUGAUAACCUGCUCAGGAAUGACCUUGGGGGGCCCUACUCCCCCAACCAGCCCUCCAUAAACCUUCACUCACAGGACCUCCUGCAGAAUUCCCCCAAUUCCAUGUCUGGAGUCUCCAGUAACCCCCAGGGGAUUGUGGUCCCAGCCUCAGCGCUCCAACAGGGCAACAUCGCCAUGACGACUGUCAACUCACAAGUGGUGUCAGGUGGAGCCUUAUACCAACCCGUUACCAUGGUAACCUCCCAGGGUCAGGUGGUCACCCAAGCAAUCCCCCAGGGAGCCAUCCAGAUCCAGAACACACAGGUUAACCUUGACCUCACCUCCCUCCUGGACAAUGAGGAUAAGAAGUCCAAGAACAAACGAGGAGUCUUGCCCAAGCAUGCCACCAAUAUAAUGCGUUCUUGGCUCUUCCAACAUCUCAUGCACCCCUACCCUACGGAGGAUGAGAAGAGGCAGAUCGCAGCCCAGACAAACCUCACACUCCUGCAAGUAAACAACUGGUUCAUCAACGCCCGGAGGCGCAUCCUGCAGCCCAUGCUAGAUGCCAGCAAUCCAGACCCUGCCCCCAAAGCCAAGAAGAUCAAGUCUCAGCACCGGCCCACCCAAAGAUUCUGGCCCAACUCUAUUGCUGCGGGGGUCCUGCAGCAGCAGGGAGGUGCCCCAGGGACGAACCCCGAUGGUUCCAUCAACUUGGACAACCUGCAGUCUCUCUCCUCAGACAAUGCCACCAUGGCCAUGCAGCAGGCCAUGAUGGCGGCCCAUGAUGACUCAUUGGAUGGGACAGAAGAAGAGGAUGAGGAUGAGAUGGAGGAAGAAGAGGAAGAGGAGGAGCUGGAAGAGGAGGCCGACGAGCUGCAGACGACGAACGUCAGUGACCUGGGCUUAGAACACAGUGACUCCCUGGAGUAGUUGGACAGCCCAGUUGGCACUGGUCACUGAGCAAGCGAGGAGUGUCAUCAGGAGGGUGUGGGGUAGGGUGGGGGGAUAUGGGCGGGCACCACAGAGGAAGUUGGGCCUGGCUUCCAAAUCAGUAGCUCGAGGAAACGCAGAGGAGAUAUCCUGCUUCUUCCCAACUACCAAGCAUCAGUGAGCACCCAGCCCCCCUUCCCCUAGAACUGUGGAGGACUCUGUUUGGCAGGGCUGGUCAACAGCCUACACAGAAAGACAGAAGUGAGAUCUGGACUCAUCAACUUCUUGAGAACAGAUGGCCCCCUGGGGGGUCCCCAUAGAAGGACUUGAGUUGUUUACAAGCACCAUGAGGUAGAUAAGGUGCUGUUUUCAGAGUGAGCCUGUGCCAGGGGACAGGGUUGGGAGGGAAGGGAGAGACAAAACGAUUCUAGCAUCUACCCCUCCAGAAGGAUCUCAGCUCCUUUGAGAGACAUCGGAAGGCAGGGGAGAGCCCAAAAGCAUAACCAGAGGCCAGAGGCAUGGAGGGCCCCCCAGGUAACAACACCCCCUGCAGACCGGAGUGGGAACUGAGUUCCAUAGGACAUUGGCUCAGUUCUCCAGGGCUCUGACUCGGCAGCAACGUGGACUUGGGAGAGAGGGAAGAAAGCCAGAAGAGACUCCCCUCUCUCUUUCUCUCUCCCUCUUGGCAAUACAUUGUCAGCUGGUGAGUUCAACUUGUCAGAUGUUAAAAAAGAAGUUUCUCCAUCUGGGUUGGCUUCAAGAACCAAGGAAGUGGCAGAAUCUGGAUGAGGAAGCCAAAGUAAGAUGACUUUAGAGAUGGUACCUGUCGCUUGGAAGGUCGCAUAACUCAGCUCUGGUAACAACAAUGGUCUUUGACCCUAGACGUCUCCAGCCCAAGAUGGAGUUCCUUGGAUGUUCCACGCUCUUUGUGGACCUGCAGAGCGGUGCAUCCUGGGUGGCUUUAGGAGUCUUCCCACCCCUCUGGUCCCCAUGGAAUUCCUCUGCUCUUGAACUGGAACCAUCUGCCUCGACUUCCCUCCUUCAUUUUAUCCUUCAGAGAAAGCAGAACCACCUUUGGAAAGAAGCAUCGGCUCCAUGGGAAGGCAGGAUUUGGAGAAAGCGCUGCAACCCUCUUCCCAUCAGUAUCCAAAAUGGCAGGAGGUCAUGCACCAAAAAGCCUACCCAGGUGCCCACCUUCUCCACCUCGCUGAUCUGCAGCCCUCCACUCCACCCAGCGCUGGAAGAAACUAGGAAUCCUGGGAGGAGGGGACAUUCUACCAUCUGCCCACCCCCUACACACACCCUCCCAGCCCAACAUCCAAGCCCCACGAUUGGCACCCAUUUCUCCUGUUCCCUCCCAACCCCAUGGCCGUGAAUGACAGGCCUGAUCCCAUGUGUGUUUUUCUCAUUGGGUUUAAUUUAAUGGACAUGCAGUUUCAUUUGUAAAUUGUGCAUUAGCCAUCUCUUUCAGUGGCAGGCUUACCUGGCUAAUUGGAGGGGAACCUCAGGGCUCUCUGGGGUUCCCUCUCCUGUCUGGUUGGGUGAAGAAAAGGAUCAUCAAUAUCCUGAGGUCUCCCUGAAAUGAAUGUAUUUCCCCCUC